Molecule: messenger RNA, 2847 nt
Organism: Drosophila melanogaster (fruit fly)
Lineage: Eukaryota; Metazoa; Arthropoda; Insecta; Diptera; Drosophilidae
Exons: 7
Coding region: 930-2597 (555 amino acids)
Source: RefSeq, marked reviewed
GUUGUCGGUUUCCAGUUGGCAGUUACCAACUGUGCAUAAUCAUACCAAUUGCAAUUGCAGUGUAGCUGGCGUUUGACGUUCGUCGCAGCAGCAAUUAACAAUUUUUAACCUUGUUGUGCAUGAUGCAUGUGGCUGUGAGAGCACUCCGAUCCUCCCAUGAUCCGUCGGCGAUGAUGAUGAUGAUGAUGAUUAUAGCGAGUGGAGGUGAUGGUGGUGACGCUGAAAUGCAGAUGCUGGCGCAUAAAAAGCUGCUAAAUGUUUUCGAGUGCUCUUCUAUUUCGCAAUUAAAUCGAUUUCAGUUUCGAUGCAUUCCGUGUUUGCAAUUUGCGAGACAUCAUCGACCUCAAUUUGCAUAAUCGAUUGGUGAUUGCAGCGACUGACUGAAUGUCGUUAGGCAUUAUUAAUUAUGAAAGUGUUAUUCGACUUUCAGUGAUGGCCCCACGGAGACUAUCUUAAUUUAUAGAUCGUUGCUGCAAUCCGAUAUUCUCGUUAGCAUUUAGCGCAGCUUCACGAAACUGCGACUGCAAAUGGAUUGUGCAUUUCGCAAGUGCAUUUUCCAUAAUCUGAAAUGGCGUUCAGCACUCGGCACAUUUAAUUACUCAUUUAAAAUUAACACAAGUUCCCCAAGAGCUUGCUCAAAUGCCUCGCAUAACAUUUACCCUGUUACCCACUGCAACUGCCGACGUAGCAGCAACAUCACAAGUGCAAUCAGAGGACCGUGACUUCGUUGUUUGAUUGUUGCUGCAAAAGUGAAGGUUGAAAAAGCUGGAAAGGCGACAAUUAAUGCUCUGAUAAAGCCAAAGAAAGAUGCAACACGAGCAGCAGCAGCGGUGGAUGCAGCAACUGACGCAGCAGCAACAUGCGACAGCAGCAAUUUUCAGCCGCAAGUGCAACAUCUGCCACAGUCGCCGCGCGAAUUUCCGUUAAUAAUGUUGUCAAAGCGUUCCGAUGCGUUGAUAAGCGCUUUCGUUUUGACGCUCUAUUAUGUGGGCGUGGCCGAUGGGAACGAAGCAUCCGACUUUGUGACAAUGGGCGAUCUGCGGAGAAGCAGGCGUAUCCAGACGCAUUUCUCGCGUCCCGGUGGCAUGAUAAUGGAGGGCAUUGGAUUCCAGUACAGCAUGCGAUAUCAGCCGGGAUUCCACCUCCACAAAUUGGCCCAGCAGCAGGCGGAUGAUGGGGGAAUGGGCGGUAUGGAAAAUCCACCUGAGACGGAAGCACCAAUGCCCAUGCCCACGCCCGGAACACCACCACCUGAACCAGCUCCCACCGAGCCGGAGGAACCAGAGCCCACGAUACCCAUGCGUCCGACGACCAUUCCAGUGGAGGAACCUUCACCACAACCACCCACAAUGAUGGUGCCCACACCGAGUGCUUCACCAGGGAUGCAGCCUAGUUCUAAGCCCAGGCCAACUGGGAAGCCCUCAAUGAGUCCGCCAGUGCCGACGAUACCAUCCAGCACCAAGAGCUCCAUAAUGCAGCCCCAUCAGACCCUGAAGAACAUCCUCUUCGGCUCGCCCAUCAAGGCGAAUCUCAUCCUGAAGAAACCCAAUGCACCGCGCUCGAAGGGCAAGGGCUUUCUCAGUCUGUUCGAGGUGAUCAAGUUCCCCAACACGAAGUGCAGCGUGUCCAUGGGCGACAUCCGGAGCAUGGAGGGCGUCUGCUACCACGAGUUCGAGUGCAAGAGUCUCGGUGGGAUUCCCACCGAGAGCUGUGCCGAGGGCGUGGGCGUCUGCUGUGUGUUCGUCAAUGGAUGUGGCGAUGUCACCAGCCAGCAGAUCCUCUACUUCGAAAGUCCCAACUAUCCAAAUGCUGUGCGCGAAAUGAUGAUCUGCGUCCUAAUCAUCAAUGUGAAGAAGGGAGUGCAGCAAUUGCGGCUGGAUUUUCAAAUGUUCGAGCUAAGUCGCCCCAGCAAUGGUGAUUGUGUAGACGAUCAAUUUAUAGUCUCCGGCCACAAUACCAAUUUCCAGAUACCCAUUCUGUGUGGCAUCAACACGGGCCAGCAUAUUUAUAUCCAUGUUGGUGACUCAAACGAGGGCAAAGUGUAUCUCUCGGUCUUUAUGAAGGUAUCGGGAGGAGGACGUUCCUUCAAUAUAAAAGUCACUCAGGUGGACGACAAUUUGGCACCCAAUAAUUGUUUGCAAUAUUUCCACGAUGCUGAGGGCGUAAUAAAGUCAUUUAACUAUGAUACGGAUGGCUCAAUUGUGGAUAACCGAGAGGCUACAUAUUUUAACAAUUUGAACUAUGCCAUAUGCCUGGCCCGCUUGAAAAACGUUUGCAGUGUGGCCUAUAAUACCGAACAACUUGGCGGUGAUCAACCCGACUUUCAAAUCAUCAACAAAGAUGAAGCUGAGAACGAUUUGAUCUCCGAUGGCCAGGCGGGAGCUGGCAUCUUCAACUGUCCGGACGACUUCAUAGCCAUCAACUCCGUUCCACUUUGCGGAGAACGGUUUAACGAUGGCCGAGAGAGCGACGACUAUACCAUCCAUGCCACCGUCAGGGAUACCGCCGCGGGUCCCAUCAUCCUGCCCUUCCGUACCGAUUCCGAGUAUGUGGGUCGCGGCUUUCGCCUGCUCUACAAACAGGAACUGUGUGCCUGAGAUCCCGCUGCGAUGUGCAUGUCGAUCACUGGUUCACAAGAUGCAUAUGUUCCGCCGUCUUUGGGUCUGACUUGAAUGUUCCGUUGUUUGGCUUAGAUGCACAGUGGUAAAUCUUUACUUAUUUGUUUUUAAUUUUCUGUAAGAUAACUUAUAUGUUCUCUAUAGUUUCAAAAGAUAGUUAAUGAAACAGUUGUAAAACACUUCUCAGAUUAUAUAUUUAUUGAAUUUAACAUGCCUAUUUAUAUCUAGA